Trypanosoma rangeli is the source of this 1602-nucleotide messenger RNA. RefSeq lists its product as uncharacterized. The transcript has a single exon. Bases 1 to 1602 code for a protein of 533 amino acids. The record is from RefSeq and is a predicted model, not a curated record. NCBI's taxonomy places the organism in Eukaryota, Euglenozoa, Kinetoplastea, Trypanosomatida, Trypanosomatidae.
AUGGACGGCGUGCAGUACCAAAUAGAGCAGCUACAGUACGCUCUUGGGCAGCUAGACCCGCAUCGCAUGCUGGCGCCAGAGGACGCCUCUCAGCUGCAAAUGGGUCUUGCGAACACAGCAGCAAUUGCCCGUCGUGUGGUGGAGCGGCAAUCCCGCCGAACGUUUCCGAUGCGUCUGACAGGUGUUAGCGUGUCUACCAACGUUCGACCUACUCUUCCUGGCGUGAGCCCCCUCGCCACCUCCUCGUCUUCAGGAGAGGUGCAUCGGCAGGAGCCGUCACACGCCCUCAGGAGUGACCCAACAUCUACUGGGGUGAAGAGGAGUGGUGCAGGGGAGUCAUUGCCGCAGCAGGGUGACAGAGGGAGGGAGGGGGAAUGCUUCUACGAGACCGUUCUUACCGUCGCCACGCAGCACAGAGUUUCAGUGAACGAGAUCCGUCGCUACAAUCCACAGUUGUCAGAGUACAAAGAUGAGGAUGUACUUCCAAAAAAUACAUACAUCAAGAUGAAGCUGCAAAUGAGUCCACGCCUCCAGUAUGAGGACAACACGGAACAGUCACGGGUUGAUUCUCGUGUAGAAACACGGCAAACUCACCCCGAGGCCACAGCGUCGACAGAGCUCCCUAUGCCGCUAGCACCAUUACCGGCUACUCAGGAGGCACUGCGCCGUCCCAUGAAUUUGCAAGUCAUGCUGAUGCGAGGUGGCGAGAAGUCUCCACUCCGUGACUCUCAGACGGACAACACGGACUCACCGGGUGGACCACUGAUGCAACUACCCUCUCCUUCCCCUGACAGAGUGGGCUUAUCGAGAGGAGGAAAUUCCACCAACCACGUCAUCGCAAGUGAACUCCACGACAAUAGCUAUACAACUGACAUAAAUUCAGUGCACUCUACCAUUGCACCGGAGGCUACUGUUGCUAUUGCUGCUGCUGCUGCCACUGUUGAGGGUGCCAGCAAUUAUCCCGCUGUGACAGGGGUUUUCAAGGGCAGGUUGAGUGCCAGGAGCCCAGCUGAGGUGAACAGCGCGGCAUUUGAGGCUGCUUCAAAUUCUCUUUGCGCCUUGAAGCUGGCCAAGCCCCCGCUCACUCAACGCAAGAGUACCGUGUCCUCUGCUAAUACCCAUACUAUUUCACGAUAUACAAACCCGCUGUGGGCCGGCGAUCGUGAUCAUUCCUUCACGACGGACUCGUCUUCCUUUCACUCUACCCCUACACCUACACCUACCCCAAACGUGUCGCCGCAGCCAAACAAAAAGAAAAAUUUGGAAGAGUCUGCAAGAGCAAGGAGGGGCGGAUUGGUGCCCACACUACCCCCACCCUCAUCGCUGGAAACAAAAAGUGAGUGGCAAACGAUGGUUCCUGCAGCAGAGGCGUUACUAGAAGAUAGUUCUUUUGAGAGCAAAGGGUUGUCGCCGAUUGCAAAGACGUCUCCCCAGCCUAUUGAGAGCGACGAUGAGUAUGACACUCUGAAUUCUAUCGCCUUGAAGUACAACGUUACCAUCAAGGUUGUACUGCAGUGGAAUCCGUACUUGAUGGCAUACGAGGCAGAUGACCCGUUGCCGGCGAAUUUACCUAUUUUACUCCCGGUGCCGCAGAAGAACUGA